Gastrolobium bilobum is the source of this 1608-nucleotide messenger RNA. RefSeq names its product probable aspartyl protease At4g16563. Gene Ontology annotation, molecular function: aspartic-type endopeptidase activity. NCBI's taxonomy places the organism in Eukaryota, Viridiplantae, Streptophyta, Magnoliopsida, Fabales, Fabaceae. The transcript has a single exon. The coding region runs from base 1 to 1404 and encodes 467 amino acids. Gene Ontology annotation, biological process: proteolysis. Gene Ontology annotation, cellular component: extracellular region. The record is from RefSeq and is a predicted model, not a curated record.
AUGGCUUCUCCUUGCAUUCUCUUUCUACUCUGUGUUCUGUCUCUAAUCGCAUCCACUUCUUCCAAACCCAACACCAUUACCCUCCCUCUUUCUCCCUUAUUCACCAAAUCCUCAUCCUCUGAUCCAUUUCAGACCAUCAAACUCGCCGCAUCUGCUUCUCUAUCCAGGGCCCAUCACCUCAAGCACCGCAAAUCAGGUCACAAUUCUUCUUCCCCUGUCAAAACACCAGUUUAUCCCAAAGGUUAUGGAGGAUAUUCCGUAGAUCUUAAAUUCGGAACCCCACCUCAAACCUUAUCUUUCGUCUUGGACACUGGAAGCAGCCUCGUCUGGCUCCCCUGCUCCUCUCGCUAUACCUGUUCCAAUUGUAACUUCCCAAACAUUGACCCAACAAAAAAUCAUACCUUCAUUCCUAAGAAUUCAUCUUCUUCCGAGAUCGUAGGUUGCAAAAACCCAAAAUGUGGGUGGCUUUUCGGCCCCGACGUGCAUUCUCGAUGCCAAGGAUGCAAACCCGAUGCUCAGAAUUGUACCCUGAAUUGCCCUGUUUACAUUAUUCAAUACGGGUUGGGCUCAACAGCUGGGCUUUUACUCUUGGAAAAUCUCAACUUUCCGGGAAAAAUCGUAACCGAUUUUCUCGUUGGGUGUUCUAUCCUUUCGAUCCGGCAACCGUCCGGGAUCGCCGGCUUCGGACGCGGGAAAGAAUCGCUGCCGUCGCAGAUGGGUCUCAAGAGAUUCUCCUACUGCUUGAUUUCCCACCGGUUCGACGAAUCGCCGGAGAACAGUGACCUCAUUUUGCAGAUUGACUCCACCGGCGGCGCCAAGACCCGUGGACUCAGCUAUACGCCGUUUCACCGAAACCCAUCUGUUAACAACUCCGCAUUCAGAGAGUACUACUACGUGACCCUUCGCAAGGUAAUCGUCGGCGGCAAGCAAGUGAAGAUUCCGUUCAAGGUACUGGAGCCAGGUUCUGACGGCAAUGGUGGCACCGUCGUGGACUCUGGUUCAACGUUCACGUUCAUGGAAAAGCCCGUCUAUGAUCUGGUGGCGCAAGAAUUCGAGAAGCAAUUGGCCAAUUACACACGUGCCAAGGACGUUGAAACCCAAUCUGGUUUGAGUCCCUGUUUCAAUUUCUCCGGUGUGAAAAAGGUGCCUUUCCCUGAAUUAACUUUCCAAUUCAAAGGCGGCGCCAAGAUGGCGUUGCCUGUUGCGAAUUAUUUCUCGUUGUUCGGCGAUGCAGAGGUGGCUUGUUUGAUCAUUGUCUCCGACGGAGGUGCCGCCGGUCCUGCGAGGGCUGGUGGUCCGGCGAUCAUCUUAGGGAACUACCAGCAGCAGAAUUUCUACGUUGAAUAUGAUUUGGAAAAUGAGAGGUUCGGAUUUCGGCCACAGAGCUGCAAAAGGAGUGCUUAGUUUAGCACGUGGGAAAUAAUGUGCCGUGGCGGUGGACACACUGUAUCGGAGACAACGCCGCUGACAUCACGGCGGUAAUUGAAGAUGCAUGGUUGUACUUGUAGCUGCAGUGGCUCGUCAUCGUUUAUUAUUAUUAUUUUUUUAUUUAUUCAGGGGAUUAGUGCAGUAAGCAAAUAUUUAUGUCAUAGGAUGAUUUUAUAUUUA